Messenger RNA from Suillus subaureus, 747 nucleotides. RefSeq lists its product as uncharacterized. NCBI's taxonomy places the organism in Eukaryota, Fungi, Basidiomycota, Agaricomycetes, Boletales, Suillaceae. The transcript has 3 exons. The coding region runs from base 1 to 747 and encodes 248 amino acids. The record is from RefSeq and is a predicted model, not a curated record.
AUGACCUCUGCUGGUGAGAAGCAAUAUUACUCCCUUGCAUUAGUGAAGCGGCUCUUCAAGCAUCUACUGCCUGAUAUGCUGGUGGGGUUGCUAUAUGACAUUGGAUGUCAACUUGAGCGUAGUUGUCAGAAGUGGGGCUUCCUGGAUGACUCUAUUCUAUCAUGUAUCAGCUUCAGAAUAUCUGUGUUUCAUGCAUAUGGUCACCAGUGGCCUUGUCAAAUUGUCUACUACCCUCAAAAGUGUGCUGGGUUUGGGCUAUCUGAUGGAGAGGGCUGCAAGCGUCUAUGGAGUGCCUUGAAACAUCUCAUUCCAGUGCUUCGAGUUUCUGGUUAUCACCAGUGGUUAUUUGUACUGGAUGUACAAGUGCACUACUUGGCUCUCAAGUCUCUGGAUGCAUCGGGGCAAUGGUUAGUGCAGAAGUGGAUGAUUUGCCAGAGGAAGAAACAGGUGGCUCUGGAUGGCCUGAGGGAUCUUGGGUCUGAUGAGGACAUCCUCCAAGAGGAGUGGGCAGCCCAGAUAGCUCAUCAGACAAAGCCAAUAGCUCAUAAAUCUAAACAUAAAGCUGCAGAGGCUAUUGUGGGCGUUCUUGCAUUGGAAAAGACCCUUGAAAGCCAUCAGAACACCAUACAGCAACUUGAACAUCAGCUCAUUAGCAACAAUGUUGAUGACAUGACUACUUUCAAUCUCCAGCUUCAUGAUGCACAUGCCCGAUGUGCCAAGGUUGUCAAGACCAUUGGGCAGAGAUGA